This is a messenger RNA of Dentiscutata erythropus, 231 nucleotides long. The record is from the annotation of a GenBank genome assembly. Lineage: Eukaryota; Fungi; Glomeromycota; Glomeromycetes; Diversisporales; Gigasporaceae.
AUGGAAUUGGAAGCCUUCAAUUCUUCCAAUCCAAUCUUCUUCACUCCAAUCAAAAAUAUUGAAUGUCCCAUCAAAAAUGACAAGAACUUACUAGAAAAGCCCAACGAAUACAAUAAUCUUACUGGAAGAACUCAUCGAAAAACAGUGAAUUUACUGGAAAAACCCGAUGAAGAACUUACUGGAAGAACCCAAAGAAAGCCGACAAAUGAACUUAUCUGGAACAUCUACAAA